Molecule: messenger RNA, 1415 nt
Organism: Symphalangus syndactylus (siamang)
Lineage: Eukaryota; Metazoa; Chordata; Mammalia; Primates; Hylobatidae
Gene: ZNF32
Product: zinc finger protein 32
Biological process (GO): regulation of transcription by RNA polymerase II
Molecular function (GO): RNA polymerase II cis-regulatory region sequence-specific DNA binding; DNA-binding transcription factor activity
Source: RefSeq, a predicted model, not a curated record
ACAAGAGGAUUCCUAGGAUCUGGAAGAGUAAUUCAGUCUGGUCAAACUGUCUUCCUUUCUGUUCAAUUUUAUAAGCAUUCUGACCAGCUCUUUAGUGAUCAGGAACUAGACAACUGUCUAAUGUUAAGAGCAUACACUUUGGAUCCAGAAAGUCUUGGAUUUGAACCUUUGCUCCACCUUGACUUCUUAUUUUCUGUGGGUUUUUGGGCAAGUUACUUAACCUAGUUGGAGUGCCUUGGGCUUGGAGUCCAGAGUAGGUCUUUCUUUUCCAAGAAUUGACAAGUGUUUACACUUGGUCAGAACUGGUAUUCUUGUAUCUUCAAGAGCAAGAGAAAGGUGCUCAGGAACAGCCCAUGGAAGAAUCAUAUGAAGAGGUGGUGACUGAGGUCAUAAGCAGGAGUGGACAUGUUUGGAUUUCCAACAGCUACCCUGCUGGACUGUCAUGGAAGAUAUGCCCAGAAUGUAGCGUUCUUCAAUGUGAUGACUGAAGCCCACCACAAAUAUGACCACUCUGAGGCUACAGGAUCCUCAAGCUGGGAUAUCCAAAAUUCUUUCAGAAGAGAGAAGCUGGAACAAAAAUCCCCAGAUUCGAAGACACUACAGGAAGAUUCACCUGGAGUGAGACAAAGGGUCUAUGAGUGCCAGGAGUGUGGAAAAUCCUUCCGGCAAAAAGGUAGUCUAACAUUACAUGAGAGAAUCCACACUGGUCAAAAGCCUUUUGAGUGCACCCACUGUGGAAAAAGCUUCAGGGCCAAAGGCAAUCUUGUUACACAUCAGCGGAUACACACGGGAGAGAAGCCUUAUCAGUGCAAGGAGUGUGGGAAAAGCUUCAGUCAACGAGGUAGCCUCGCUGUCCAUGAGAGACUCCACACUGGACAGAAACCCUAUGAGUGUGCUAUUUGUCAGAGAAGCUUCAGGAAUCAGAGUAACCUUGCUGUUCACAGGAGAGUUCACAGUGGUGAGAAGCCCUAUAGAUGUGAUCAGUGUGGAAAAGCCUUCAGUCAGAAAGGAAGCUUAAUUGUUCACAUCAGAGUCCACACGGGCCUGAAGCCCUAUGCCUGUACCCAGUGCAGGAAGAGUUUCCACACCAGGGGGAAUUGCAUCCUGCAUGGCAAAAUCCACACAGGAGAGACACCCUAUCUGUGCGGCCAAUGUGGAAAAAGCUUCACCCAGAGAGGGAGUCUGGCCGUGCACCAGCGAAGCUGCUCACAGAGGCUCACCCUUUGACCACUCUCUUGAAGAGAAGUUCUCUUUAUGAAUUAAGAGUACAAAAUCCUCUGAGAUGAAGCAACCUAUCCAGUUCUAUGGAAUGCAUGGAGAAUCUUUCAGAAAGACCAUCAUCGGGUAGGGCAAACUGACUUUUCUCCUUUCCCCCAAAAGAAUAUGAAAAAUAAAUGUCUUGUUUAUUAUCAUUA